Messenger RNA from Monascus purpureus, 1580 nucleotides. The record is from the annotation of a GenBank genome assembly. Lineage: Eukaryota; Fungi; Ascomycota; Eurotiomycetes; Eurotiales; Aspergillaceae.
AUGAAGCGGAAGAAACAGAGUUACAUGGACGAGCACAUAGAGGGUGUGGUAGUCUGCGAGACCGCGCGAACGAGGAACAGCACAGUUCUGCCUACGGAGGACCUUCGGGAGGUUCCUCGGCUGUCCUGGGCCGUGCGGAGGAUAUAUCCUCAAGCUGUACGCGGUAGACAGAGCUGUCCACGCAACACGCUUCACAAGUCGAGUCUGCAGUCUGCAGUGACAGUCAUGGCUGUAGAAUACGCUUCUCUUCACCCGUACCACCCGGUUGACGCGCAUAUAAACGGAUAUGUUGCCAAUGAGACUCCGGUUCUCCGUGUUCUUGCUACAGCCAGCGCUGGCUGCACCAUCAUCCUGGGUACGGUUCUGGCUGCUGUCAGCUAUACGCGGCCAGCUUUAAGCAAAGCGGACAGGCUGGCUAUUCUGUGGUUCUUCAUUUCAGGAAGCCUCCACUGUUUCUUCGAGGGCUACUUUGUUCUCAACCAUGGCCACAUGGCGUCAGCCCAGGAUAUCUUCGGUCAGCUGUGGAAGGAAUAUGCGCUUUCUGACUCGCGAUAUCUUACUUCGGAUACUCUUGUUCUGUGCAUGGAGACCAUGACCACUCUUGUGUGGGGUCCUCUGUGCUUUUCUGUUGCAUAUUUGAUCUUCGUCGAGCACUCUCUGCGCUACCCGAUUCAAAUAAUCGUCUGUUUGAGCCAUCUGUACGGGGAUACGUUGUACUAUGCCACGAGCUUGUUCGAUCACUACGUCAAUGGAGUAUCGUACUGUAGGCCUGAAGCCUACUACUUCUGGGUCUACUAUUUCCUGAUGAAUUUCAUCUGGAUCGUUGUUCCUAUGUAUUACCUAUACACAGGCGUUACAACUAUCUCGGGAAUCAUCCAGAGCCAGCGAGAAAUAGCGAGCAGGCAAAAGUCCCGAUGAUUAGCCCUGUCCAGCGCUGACCGACAUCUUCCUGCUAAUAUAUAUGAGAGUUCGAGUGGAUCUCCUCUCCACAAGGAUUUCUGAACUAUUGGAGAAGUUUGAAGAGGAGUCAACGGAGUAACAAAGGUGGCGAAAGGAGUGGAAAGGCGUCCUUUUGAACGCGCCAACGGUCGCUUUGGGUAUCUACAAGGCGCGCCAGCUCACUCUGCAUUGCGCGCAAUGACAGCGCUAUUAUGCAUCAUGCAUUGCUAGUCACAACGCACUUACGUAUCCCUUGCUGCCUCCCCCAGGUUAUAAAGAAAUAUUCUUAGACGGUGUAGACCCCGCGUCAGCUUUGAUCUGGGUAGGAAUGAUAAUCGGAACGCGGGUUCGUCUCAGGUGGGAAUACAACUGUGCAGCAGCCCGGUCCAUGUUAUGCAUCUUAUCCAUUGGCCCUAGGGAUGAGACAGCCGAGAAACCUGAAGAAAGAGACGCCUCAGGACCUCUAAUAGUGGCUGCGACAUACUUCCCACUAACCUCGUAGCCAAGUUGGUUUCCCGGGCAGCGUGCAGACGAUUGCCGCUCCUGGCCUUGCGGCCCCAGCCAGACCCGCUGUUUACCUGCUGUCUCUUGCCUUGUUUUCCUUCAAGCACCGCUGGAGUUGGCCCCGGAUGCGAUAAAUC